CACCAAAUACCUAGAUCUGGAUCUACAAAUACGUAUAUACGGGCACGAGAUACGCACCUCGGCUUUGGCUUUCGUUUCUUCGUCCUUCGUUCCGCUCCGUUGGGCAGCAAGCUGAUCGGCGAAACACGAAGAUCAAAUCGAGUAAGUCGCCUUCUUCCGCCCCCCUCCGUCGAUCGAAUUAGGGUUCGUGAAUUUCGUCUCUUUUUCUGCUACCUUGGUGUUUUGUCUCUGUUCUUGACAGGGUAAGAUCAAGAUGGCCGAGGUUCUUCCAGCGCUGCUGCCAACCCCAACGUCGGCCCCAAUCGCUACGUUGUUCAAGACAUCACGGACGGACGGGAAGCCUGGCCGUGCGCCGGCAAGCAGAAGCUGGAUAGAUGAGAAAUUCAUGAUUCUGGCCGCCGCAUCGGACAUGACAGACGGUGAGCGCGCCGGACGCUUGCUGUUGGAGAUGAGCGGCGGCAAGCGCGACGGAAGCGGGCCAUCGGACAUGGGCGGCGGCGACCGUGCCGGACGCGGGCCAUCAGAUGCGGGAGGCAUUGAGCGUGUCGGACGCGCGGCAUCGGACAUGGGCGGCGGUGACCACGCCGGUCGCGAAGAAUCUCGAAUAAGCUGGAGCGCACUCAAGAGGCCCGCCAGCCGCGCCCCUUCCACUCAUCGGCAUGACAAGAAGCCCAAGGCUCCGAUCCAAAAGGAAGCUGCUCCAGAGGCAGAGCAACCGUUCGCUGGCCCGGCGUUCAUGAGCGCCAUGCGCCCGGACCCCAGCGAGCUCCCAAUCCCGUACUACUUCUUGAAGAAGAAGACGGGCUAGUGGACUAGCAACAGGACAUGGGAUUCAUCACUAAGCCAAUAUCUCACAGUCGUCGUGUAAUCUCGUUUUUUAGUAUUAGUGUUAAACCAAUUUCAGCGCUUAUUAGAUGCGCUUAUUAUUGGAAUUUGUCAUGUCUCUCGCUUGUGUUAGUAAAACCCAGAGAGGAUCAUCUUCAUGCUAUUUUACUCUCCUUGCAAUUCUUGAUGCAGCUUGUAUCAGAUCCUCUACUGAAGAAACCCAGUUUUAAGAUCA
Molecule: messenger RNA, 1060 nt
Organism: Hordeum vulgare subsp. vulgare (domesticated barley)
Lineage: Eukaryota; Viridiplantae; Streptophyta; Magnoliopsida; Poales; Poaceae
Exons: 1
Coding region: 254-808 (184 amino acids)
Source: RefSeq, a predicted model, not a curated record